AUGCAGGUCCAUUUUCCGUUCCCUCCUCUUCUAAUCACAAACUCUGAUCAGGGCUGCAAGGAGCAACUAAUUCGCUUGGCAAGUUUUGUUGACGAAAUAUUCAUCGAUCACGACGUUCGUCUCUUCGUCCGGCGUGCCUGGACACAACCACCGCAACCAUCUCCAGCCUCGUCCGCCUCGCUCAAUUACCCGCCAGUGUACUCCACAGCAACGAUGUUGGCGAUCAACUCUCCUCAUCCUCUCUCUUCUGCCGCCUACUCUUCCUCUUCCUUCCCCUCACCUCUUCCAAGGACCGCAGCAGCCGGAUUGCCGCGACGCAGUCAGUCGUCACGGCGUCUCCGACCCUCUACCGGUCGUAGGACUAGACAGUUGUCAUGGCGAUUUGACGAGCCCUUGACCGUCUGGCCGCACGACAUUGGUCCAGACGAGUCGGCCGGCAACAGUGCCGACCAGGGUUUUGAGACUCGGAGUCCUCGGGUGGCAAGGCAACCGGAAGUGGUACAGCCCGUGGACACGGAUCCGUGGAGCGAAGGUGGCCGGCCCUUCCGACUGCCGAGCCUUGUCUACUCUGGUCGUCAUCACGACCAAACCUCGACGGUCCAGUUCGCUGCAUCGGGUAGCGGCGACUCGAGCCAGGCGCACUCUCGUCUCGGCUCGCGCGAGACGGUGUGGCGUUCGGACGCCGGUUCUCUGGCGUCCAGUCGCCCGACUCUGUUGGACGACGCAGAGGCGACGUCCGAGGGGAAGAGCGAGGCGGAGGAGGUGAUGUCGACGGCGGAGGAGGAAGAAGAUGCCUCGGACAGGACAACGGGCUGGCUGUGGCCGGCGUUGUGGCCACAGCCACAGACGAUGCGAUCAGUCACCUCGUUGGUACAGCGUCGUAAGUUCGCCCGACCGGUCGACCGGCAACAGAAUCUGAUCAUGGAACUGUUCCACUACGCCGGCCGGGCGCUCGAUCUGGAGCUGGUGGUGAGGCAGCCAUCGGCCGCAGUGGCCGGUCGAGGCCGGACCGGCCUGCGGGAGACUCGAGCCUCGGCCUAUUGGCCUAUUGGCCAGGCGCAGCAGAAGCGUCGGCGUCAUGGGAACUGGAGGCAUUGGCAGCAAAAACGCGCUAAUCUGCCGACACUGUUGAGGACGGCCUACGGGGACGAGCAGACGGCGGGGCCGGGGCAUUUGGCCCAGAUCGCUUAUUACAACGCCUACUUCGACCACUGCCGUCAUCUGGCGUCCGGACUUGUCCACUGUUCUGUCAAGCCUGGUAGGUUCUUGCGAUGUGAUUUGACUUUCCGUUUCGAAGGAAAAGUCGGUGGCAAGGAAUUCGUGAAUUUGUCGUGUCGAAAGCCGAAGAAGGGUGUAUUGCCGUGA
Molecule: messenger RNA, 1365 nt
Organism: Protopolystoma xenopodis
Lineage: Eukaryota; Metazoa; Platyhelminthes; Monogenea; Polystomatidea; Polystomatidae
Source: the annotation of a GenBank genome assembly